This is a messenger RNA of Didymodactylos carnosus, 3231 nucleotides long. NCBI's taxonomy places the organism in Eukaryota, Metazoa, Rotifera, Eurotatoria, Philodinida, Philodinidae. The record is from the annotation of a GenBank genome assembly.
AUGCUUCUAAAUAUGAGCGAUAUUGUUGGUCAAUGGCAAGUAGCAUUAUCAGAUGGUGUUCAUAAAAUAGAAUUUGAACAUGGAACAACGUCCGGUAAAAGAGUAAUUCGAGUAGAUGACAAAGAAAUAUAUCGAAAUGAUUGGCUAUUUAAACUUGUGGGAAAAGAACAUUUUAAGAUCGGUAAACAUAGUUGUACAGUAAACAUCGAUGCCAUUUCUGGUUUUGCCUACGAAUACACGUUAGAAAUCGAUGGUAAACCAUUACAGAAAUUCAGUGAAAAUCGAUCGAAAAUUAGUCGAACAUGGACACUGAAAUUAGAUGGUGAACUGUAUCGAAUUGUGUUGGAAAAAGAUACAUUAGACGUUUGGUUAAACGGUAAACGUAUCGAAGUUGAUGGAGAAUUUACAGACGAAGGCACUGAGACACAUUUUACUAUAGAUACACCUAAAACAAGUCACCAUGCAGUUGUCAAAGCAGUAAGUUCCGGGCACCGUCGAUCCGAUGAUAGUAUGACAGAUGCAUCUCAUAAAGAUUUAUAUAAAUGGGAAAAUCGAAAAAAAUAUUCAGCAUCAAAAGUAUCAUCCAAAAAAUAUGAUGAUAUCAAAGUGUGGUUACGUGAGGUAGAACAUGCAUCGACGAACGCUGUUGAAACUGUAUUUUCUCGAUCAUCUGGAAAACAUGGUGGAAAAAUUUUGGCUGAUAAAUGUGCUGAAUAUGCAAAAACAAAUGAAACAGCGUACUCAGAAGCUCGUGAAAUUCUUGAUGAAUGGGUACAAACAAAACUUCGUCUAGAAGCAGGACUCGAUGAUAGUGAUGACGAUGAACAACAACAAUUAGGUGUUGUUCGUGCCGUUAAAGAAGCAUGUAAUUUAUCGAUGAGUGAUGAAUUUAAUUUUAUCUAUGAUCAACCAAAAGAUAUAAUUACAUUCAAUAAUCCAAGUCUCUACUAUGAAACACAUGAUGAAGUAGAUUUAGUCAAAGAUAUUCUUCAUGAUCUACGUACAAAAGAUGUAAUUAAUCGACAAAAUUUAAAAAUAAUUGAACAAACAAAACCCGAAACUAUUGAUAUUCAGACUAAAAUUGAAUUACGUCAUCAAAAGGUAAAAGAAAAUCAUGAACAAAUGCAACGAGAACGUGAAAUAAAAAAGAAACAAAUACAGGCAAAAAAAGAAGCAGAAACACAAGCACGACUUUUAAUUUUAAAAGAAGAACGUGAACGUGCAUUAAAAGCAAAACAAGAAGAAGAAGAAAUUGAACGACAUGUUAUUAGUAUAAGAAAAGAAAUGAAUGAAAAACGUUAUCAAGAUGAUGAACAACGUAAACAAUAUCGUGAAUUUGAACAUGCAAAAUUAGAGCGUAUUAAAGCGGAAGAUGAACGACAACGAAAAGAAGAGGAAUUACAAAAAUUAAAAGAAAUUUCAUUAAAAGAACAACAAGAUUUGAAGGAGAAAAAAUUAAGUCAUCUAGUCGAAGAUUUUAUUCGAAUGAAAGGAUUAACUAUUUUACAAAAAAAUUUUUCAUCAUGGUUGAAUGUUGUUCUUGAUAGACGAAUUCAAAUGGGUCGAGCAGCAGCAUUAGCCGAUUGGAAAUUAUUAUUUAGAUCAUUCAAUUGGUGGCGUAGUACAGUUCGAACAACAAAAGUUGAACAAGAAACAGUUUUACAUGUGUCAGAAAUGCAAAAGAUUAAUGUUCAAAUGCAAAAAGCAAUAAAUCAUUACGAUAAAACAUUAUUAAGAAGAUCAAUGAUCAAUUGGCAAAUUUAUAUUCGUAAUGAAUUAAUUGCAAAAAAUUUACAACAUGAACAACAACAAACAAAACAGAAAAUAAACGCAUUUCUUGAAGCAGCAACAACUGGACGAUUAUGGUCAAAUACUGAUGAAAAAUUAGAUAAACCAAAAAUGACAAUUACAGGAAGAAAAAAUGGUACCGUUUCACAAUUAUCAUCUCGAACACGUUCAACUGAACCAUCUGAUAAUAAAUUUCAUCAACGUCCAUCAACAACAUCUGAAACAAAUUUUGAUAUUAAACUUGAUGAUUUUUUUCAAACACCAUCACAACAACAAAUAAUAAAAACGGCACCUCCCAUGGUAACCGAUACUCGUCGUAUGCAUCUUGAUUUCGAAGAAUUAUCGAGUAGUGAUGAAGAUGAAAGUAAAAAACGUCAACGAGAAAAACGUAUUAAACGUGAAAUGGCUGAACAUAAAUCGAGUGCACGUGUUUUAAGUACAUUUGAAAAUAGAUAUAAAACACAAAUGAAAAUGUUAAAUGAACAAAAUCGAUUAUUGAAAGAACAACAACGUAUGAUAGCUGAACUUAAAUUUAAUCAAGAUCAACAAUCUCUUCGUCAACAGAUAUCGAAUCUAGAAGAAUUAAAAGCUCAACAAACUGAAACGGAACAAAUGCAUAGAAAACAAUUGACAAGCGAUCGGCGACAUGCUACAGCUAUUAUUCAUGCAUUCAACAAUGGUGAAUUAAAAAAACGUAGUAAUUCAAUAAGUAAAACAUUAUCUGAACGAUCAAACGAAGCAGAUAAUAUCCAAAAUACGUCUGAAUCUCAAACAAAUCGAACAAAAGUACUUGAUUUAUCAUCGAUUUCCACCUCAUCAAAACAGACAGAAUUUGUAAAAAAUAUGGAAGAACGUGCAAAGCGACGGCAAAUGUUGAAAACGGAACGCGAAGAAAAACGACGACAAAUUGAAGAUGAAAAAUUGGCAAAAGUUCAAACUCUAAUGGAAGAAAAACGUCAGCAAGAAGAAGAAGAAAAACGUGUAAAAGCAGAACAAUCACGCGAAAAACGUCGAAUGGACAAGGAGAGAGAAGAGGAGAAGAAACGUCUUGAAGAACGUUUGAAGACAUUAAACGAAAAGGCGGAUGCGCAUUAUAGAAUUUACGUGAUACGUUAUUAUGGUUUCAAUCAGUUUAAAGCAUUAAUAUCUCUUAAAAAAGAACAAAUUCUCGUUGCCGAUGAACAUUAUAAUUUUAUGUUAAUGAAUCGUGUACUAAUUAAUUGGUAUGACGUUUUGACAGUUGAACGAACACAUUAUAGAACAUUAACUGAUAAUUUUUACAAUUCAACGAUUGUUCGACGUUAUUUUCAAUCGUGGCAACGUUUUAAACAACAACAAGUGAUAGCUGAAGAACGAGCUGAAAGACAUUGUGAUUUUAAAUUAAAACAACGUUUAUUUAAAUGUUGGCAAGAUUAUACACAAACAGAAGUCAUUCGAUUGUAG